CGAUCGCUCAUAUUUAGUGUGCCGACGGAGCUCGUGUUUGUCGGAUCGGCACGCCGCGUUAAACGGCCACACAGGCAAACGGCAGUAAUAGGCCAGUUUUGAAUGCUUUUCUUCACAAAAAAUAAUUUCUUGUUUAAGUUUGUUAAUCCUGCCGGAUGCAAGCAGCUUAUUACUACUCUUAAAUCGAUGAUCCACGAGCAGAAGCAUAAGCUAGUGAUGCUGUAUAUUUCAUCAUCGCUAAACGAACACGAUCGCGUCCAAAAUGCCGUACUAGACUGAUCAACUAUACCGGUUAGCGUGUGCAGGUGCUGGAAGCAAUACAUCAUCACGUGAGUAAACGAGUCACUAAGGGCUGUGAUUAUGAAGCCCACGGGGCACGGAAGGUGUGAAAGUGGUUAAACCUUGCAACCAGUUUGCCCGAAAUCGGCUGGAAAGUGAUGAAGAGGAAGUAAAUGCGUUGCAAAAAAAUAUGGCGAACAAUGCUAGUGACCUUAAACGUGACCAUUGCCUCCGGUGGCUCACAAACACGUUGCAAAAAGCUACUAAACCACACGAUAAAGUGGUAAUUUGCUGGAAGAUUACCGGCAGCAAUGAUGCAUUACGCUGUGUUGUGUUGCUUUGUUCGAGUUACAAUGCGUGUCAAUUUUUUUAUACGCUUGCGUUUGAUUUCAACAAUUCGGAAUGUGUGCGUGAAUUUGUGUUCUAACCUGUUUGCUUUGUAUGUGAACUCAAGUUCAAAAGAGUGUAUGUAUGUGUUGUAAGUGUGGUUUACAAAUCAUUUUCAAAACAUGUUAUUCACCAAAACUGCGCAUGUGAGCCGAUGCGGGACGUCUCAUUACAGUGUUUUGUGUUGAAAAGGAAUAAAACAAGCUGAAGGUAGAAGUAAAAACAAUCGUUUGUGUGCCACUCUGUGGAACUGAAGCUGCAAACGUAAAUCGAAAAUAGAUCACACGAUGCCAAUGCCGACCGAUAGCAGGAUGCGAAACGUAACGCACGCUUCAGCCGCAAACAACCGAAAGCAUCGUAUCGUCUUACGUCUAGUGAUUGCAAGUUAGUUUCUUCUGGAAACUUUGAAUACCCUGUAAGACUGAGGACAUUCUAAUCCUGGCACCAUGGCACGGAGAACAACACACAUUCCGCUCGUGGCGAUAGUUCUUGCAUCCGUCUGUUCAAGCCUUGCCGCACCGAAGGCAGGUGGUUUGGAGCUUAUCAUACUGCACAACAACGAUAUGCACGCGCGGUUCGAGCAAACUGGAGCGUACAGCAACGACUGUCAACCGUCUGAUGUGGCCAGCAACCGUUGCUACGGAGGAUUUGCACGCGUAGCGCACAAAGUUCGCGAAUAUCGAGCAACAGAGGCGUCUGGUGGUCUUCCAGUUCUGUAUCUCAAUGCCGGCGAUACUUACACCGGGACGCCAUGGUUUUCCGUGUUCAAGGAUAACAUCACCGCUGCAUUCCUUAACAUACUGAAACCCGACGCUAUCUCCCUCGGUAAUCAUGAGUUCGAUCUGGGCGUCGAAGGAUUGGUUCCGUUCCUGAACGAGGUUGACUUUCCCGUGCUGGUCACUAAUCUUGACCUGUCAAAAACGCCUGAAAUGCAAACGAGCAGAUCGUUACAACGUUCCAUCAUUUUCACGAAGGCGGGCGUACGGAUCGGUGUGAUUGGAUAUCUGACUCCGGAAACGAAACAACUGGCCCCUAUCAACACCGUCGAGUUUCUGGAUGAAAUAGAAGAAAUCAACAAAGAGGCAACGUCACUAAAAAACCAAGGCGUCAAUAUUCUGAUCGCUCUCGGACACAGCGGGCUGGAGCGUGACAAAGAGAUCGCUGCACAGUGUCCCGACGUAGACCUCGUCAUCGGUGGCCAUUCGCACACCUUCCUCUACAGCGGUACCGCCCCGGACGUGGAAGAUCCGGCCGGCCCAUAUCCGGUGAUGGUGAAGAACGCAGCCGGAAAGGAAGUGCCCGUAGUGCAGGCGUACGCGUACACCAAAUAUCUCGGCUAUCUGCACCUGCAGUUCGACACGGAAGGUAAUCUGAUCGAGCUGGACGGAACGCCCUUACUGCUCAACGGAACAGUAGAGCGUGACUCGGACGUAUUGCAGCUGCUGGAGCUGUACCGACCGGGCAUCCUAGCACUCGACGCACAGAUCGGCCAUUCGAACGUGUUUCUCGACUCUAGUCGGUGUCGGUUCGAGGAGUGCAAUAUCGGCAACAUGAUCGCCGAUUCGCUGGUUAUAACGUAUGCGACGACACGCGAGCAGAGCAACGACGGGUUCUGGACGGAUGCUGCCAUCGGGUUCAUACAGGGCGGUGGCAUACGAGCGUCUGUCAAUGCCGGUCCGAUAACGAUGAAAGAUCUCAAGACGGUGCUUCCGUUCGGCAACGCGAUGGUGGUGACGGAUAUUACCGGGGCUCAGCUGCGUCAGAUGCUGGAGCAGAGCGUGCACAGGUACGAUGGGGUGUCCGGGUACGGGGAGUUUCUACAGAUGGCGGGCGUCAAUGUGGAAUACGAUCUGUCGCGCCCUCCGAUGCAGCGUGUGGUACAUGUGAAGGUACGGUGCGCCCGGUGCCUAGUACCUGCGUACGAGGAGCUGCAGGACGAUGGGCUCUACCGUGUCAUACUGAGCCAGUUCCUGUACGAUGGAGGCGAUGGGUACGAAAUGUUGCCCGGCUCACCGAAACAGCUGCUCACCUUCGGUGAAUAUGAAAUAACGGAAGAAUAUCUGAAGCGCUACUCGCCGAUUUAUCCAGCGAUCGAAUGGCGCAUCCGGAUGCAAGGACAACCGGACGUUACCACGACCGACGGUCCGGGGGGAGCCAGCACUACCACCAUGAUGACGACCACGACCGAGAAGGACAAUGGUGCGGGGCACACCCACAGCCUAACGAUUUCCACCGUUGGAAUGACGCUAUUGGUCACACUGCUGUCACGGCAUCUACUAUAAAAGCUGGUUUAUUAAGAUGGAAUACUUGGAUUUCAAGCAUUUUCAAGCCUUAACUUCGGUUACAGUUGUCAAGAAAAACAGUAAUCUACAUAAAUCUUGUGCAGAAGGGUUCUCCCAACUUUUAUUGAUAAGACUGUGCGUAAUCUUUUGUACUAGAUUUCAUUUAUCUUGUUGUUUUCGUACAAAAAAAACCAAGGUUAAGGAUUGAAAAUUGUUAGCAAUCGAAGUGUUCCUGGACCUUGAUUACCGGAUACGUAGAAUAGUAAGAAUUCAUCAGCACAAUCCGGGGAUGUCUAUGUAUAGUGUACAAAAGGAAAGGGUAUUUCCCAAGGGGGAAGCACACACACGAUGAUUUAAAGCACGAGUAAGCGAACAAAACCAGACACUUCUCAGACUUAUCAAACUUCUCACUUUGAGAUUGAAUUGUAAAGGUAAAGCUGUUGUAGCAUUCAGAAACAAAGUACAAAAAUAAAACAAUAUUGAAAUACAUUGCGAAUCGUGGAAGCGCAAUGAAGCAGCAUGGUAUAACAAAACCAAAGGCGUAAUGAAACCUAAUGACUCACUUAAUUGGCUCUAUCGUUUUAAGGCUUUAGCUUUACUUACAUUACCUUGCUAUACAUUCAAUCCCAAUUUAGAGUUGCGUGUAUUGUAUGAUAAAUAAACGAAUAACUCGUUUAA
Molecule: messenger RNA, 3626 nt
Organism: Anopheles gambiae (African malaria mosquito)
Lineage: Eukaryota; Metazoa; Arthropoda; Insecta; Diptera; Culicidae
Product: protein 5NUC
Exons: 5
Coding region: 1113-2948 (611 amino acids)
Biological process (GO): AMP catabolic process
Cellular component (GO): plasma membrane
Molecular function (GO): metal ion binding; 5'-nucleotidase activity; nucleotide binding
Source: RefSeq, a predicted model, not a curated record